This is a messenger RNA of Hypoxylon trugodes, 856 nucleotides long. RefSeq lists its product as uncharacterized. The coding region runs from base 123 to 764 and encodes 213 amino acids. The record is from RefSeq and is a predicted model, not a curated record. NCBI's taxonomy places the organism in Eukaryota, Fungi, Ascomycota, Sordariomycetes, Xylariales, Hypoxylaceae. The transcript has a single exon.
CCGCGCUUCACUAUUGUUAAGCCUAACAUACCUAUAUAAGACUUACCAGAUCCAUACUGUAAGAUCGGAGAAAACCACGACACAUUCGGUCUACACCGAGAGCGAUCGACACCACGACGAAAAUGUUCGCAUUGUCGCCCCUCAGCCGCGUCGGCUCUUCUAACAACACCAUGACGACUCGAGUCCGCUCAAGAUUCGCGGAACGAGGCGCGAACACCGGAGUAAGUUCAUGGUCGCCGGUGUCGGGAUCUCCCCAGAGCACACAGACGAUCUUCGAAAGAGACAUACCAACUGAGAUUGUAACUCUUCUAACGGGAUUCGAUACCCCCACUGCCCUACCCACUUCGCCCACCCAACUGCCUCCCCCUCCUGAAACACCCUUUGCCACCCUUCCCCAAUCAACGAUCACCACCCCGCAGACGUCACCACCAAGCGGUGCCAUCAUCGCCUCCAUAGCAAUUGGUGGGGUUUUCGGCCUUGUUGUCUUCUUGGGUAUACUCUUCGUGUGCUGCGUCGUGUGCCGGCGUAUACGGCGCAAGGCGCAAAGAGCAGGAGAAGGAGUAGAAACAGAAGCAAAUAGGGCGACCGAAGAGAGCGUCCCCCACCAUGAUGGGGCGGGUAUGAAUGUACUCGUUCAUCAUGCCUCCAGAUCAAGCCAGCAAGCGAACGGACAAGGCGGACACCACUCCGGAGCCGCGAUGGGAACAACGUCGUCGGCGACCUCCGGCUCAUUUUCCGGGGGCCAUGGCGCUGGUGGGGUCUAGCUGCACCGACUUGGGGAAGAAAAAAACAUAAACUGAAGAAAAAAAAAAGAAAUUAUAAAAUAUAAAAACUUACAAAAAAAUUUCCUUUUAUA